UUUAUAUUUUCGCUCCGAACAACUUCCAAAUUGUACAGCAAAAAUUUGUAAAAAAAAAAAUAAGAUUAAUAUUUUUCUAUAAAUUUUUUUUUUUUUGGAAAAUUUGAGUCGAAAAUAUGUGUUCGCCUUGCGGCCCCUGCAGUCCCUGCGAUCCUUGCUGCGGACCUUUCGAGUGUUCGCCCAAGUGCUACAAUGCCGCCCAGCUGGAGGCUCUGCCACAAUGUGCUCCCCGCAUCCCGCCGCCCUUUCCCAAGUGCAUCACUGUCCAGCAGCCACCGCGGAUGAUCUGCAAGAAGCGAGUGGUGUUUACGGAGAAGAUAGUGCCGGAGCCAAUGGUGGUGAACAGAGCCCGGCAGAUCACCAUCCCGAAGGUUGUGGAUGCCACUCGAGUCAUCAAGGUGCCCAAGCUGAUUUGGGUAUCGCAGAUGGUGCGAGAGCCCAGGGUCAUAUACUACCCCUCCAUGAUCCCCGAUCCCUAUGUGGUGUGCUACCCCAAGCGCGUCUGCGAACCGAGGGAGGUGUGCCAGUCGAUCCUGUGCCAGCCGAAGCCGCAGACCAUCGACAUUCCUCCUCCGAGGGAGUACUGCUGCUAUCCCAAUGGACCCAUCAACUACAAACCCAGUGCCGCCUGCCCACCCUGCCCCAUUGGACCCUGUGCUCCCGGAGGACCCUGCUGCCCGCUGCCCUGCUUCUCCACCAACCAGUAUCCCGUCGCCGAAGGCAGGUGCGGACCCUGCGGCCCAUGUGGACCAGGCUGCGGACCAUGCGGACCGCGAUGUGGACCCUGCGGUCCCGGCGCCUGCGGGCCCUGUGGGCCUUGUGGGCCGAGGUGCGGUCCGUGCGGCCCGUGCGCCGUACCCAACUGCGGGCCCUGCGGCCUGACGAUGCCGUCGGGUCCGUUCGUCCCGUCUCCCUGUGGUCCCUGCGCUCCAUGCGGGCCCUGCGGACCGCUCGGCAACAGUCCCUGCGGUCCUUGCGGACCCUGCGGGCCCUGCUCGCCCCCGUGUCCGUACGAGUCGCCCGAGUGCGGACCCUGCUACCCCUGCGCUCCGACGCCCUGGAACACGCACUGUGGUCCCGUCGGCCCCUGUGGACCGCAAGUCCCCUGUGGUCCGGGUGGACCCUGUUAGGAUCGUCGUCACGCUGCUUGGAUUGCACGUCGUUAGAAACCAGUUUCCUGUGGACCAACAUGUCUAUCCCGACCGCUCGACUCCUUUACAGACCGUCAAAACGUUUUCUCUGUCUUGCUAUUUCAACACCCCAAAAGUCUAUAGUUCAUUUAGCUUUGUCAGCGCAUUGACGACUCAUUGGCUGUAAAUAAAAUCGGAUUUAAGCGAAA
Messenger RNA from Drosophila ficusphila, 1339 nucleotides. It is a transcript of the gene Mst98Ca, whose product is annotated as DBF4-type zinc finger-containing protein 2 homolog. Lineage: Eukaryota; Metazoa; Arthropoda; Insecta; Diptera; Drosophilidae. The transcript has a single exon. Bases 117 to 1130 code for a protein of 337 amino acids. The record is from RefSeq and is a predicted model, not a curated record.